Messenger RNA from Capronia coronata CBS 617.96, 4491 nucleotides. RefSeq lists its product as uncharacterized. Bases 1 to 4491 code for a protein of 1496 amino acids. Gene Ontology annotation, cellular component: membrane. The transcript has a single exon. Lineage: Eukaryota; Fungi; Ascomycota; Eurotiomycetes; Chaetothyriales; Herpotrichiellaceae. Gene Ontology annotation, molecular function: ABC-type transporter activity; ATP binding; ATP hydrolysis activity. The record is from RefSeq and is a predicted model, not a curated record. Gene Ontology annotation, biological process: transmembrane transport.
AUGGCGCAACACACCGACGCAGACGACCUCAAUCGUGCCAUCAGCCAGGACCGAGUCGAGGAGGCGGAACUGGCCAAGAGAGAUGAACCGACACAAUACCUAGAAGUGCACCAGGAGCCGAAGGGAUUGGGAAGGAGGAAGACUGAAGAUGGCACACGGCUCAGCAAGUUUGAGUCUACAGCAACGUCGGCCACCGAGGCAACUACCGCCACAGGCCAGCCCAAGUCCUGGGAACGGGAGAAGGCACCGUGGCACUACAGAAUAAAUCCGCUGCGGCGCGGGACUCCUCCUCCGCCCCCAGAGGAGCGGGCUGUCAGCAGGGAAUACAAUGCCGGAUUCCUGAGCCUUUUGACCUUUCAAUGGAUGAACCCGUUAAUGAGUAUUGGCUACAAGCGUCCGGUAGAGUUGAAUGAUAUCUGGCUGGUCAAUCCCGACAGAAGUUCGGCUACAAUGAUGGACCACCUGAUGCCCGCUUUCAAGCGCCGGGUGGCUCGAGGGGAACGCAAUCCUCUCAUUUGGGCGUUAUUCGACACCUUUAAAGGAGAGUUUUUGCUAGGUGGCGCAUGUUCGUUGUUCUCGUCAAUGCUCCAGGUCUUCUCACCAUUCACCACUCGCUAUCUUAUUCAAUUUGCCACCGAUGCCUGGAUCGCGGAUAAGACAGGUAGUAAGGCUCCGAACAUCGGACACGGCGUCGGUCUUGUCAUCGGCAUCACAUUCAUGCAAAUCUGUCAGUCAAUGUCUACCAAUCACUUCCUGUACCGUGGUAUGACAGUGGGUGGCCAGUCGAGGGCAGCACUCAUCAAUGCCAUAUUUGAAAAAUCACUAGUGAUCUCGGGGAGGGCGAAGGCUGGAGGGAAGGGUCCGGACGACGAGCCAACGCCGACUGGAUUUCUCGAGACAGAAGAUGAGAAGCAUGGCGACAAGGCUAACAAGAGGCCCUUUCUUGCUCGCACUAUAUCAAGACGACUCCACCCCAAAGGUGGUCCGAAGGUUACACCCGACAAGGCUGUGGGUGUUGCCGGUGAUGGCACAGGGUGGAACAACGGCAAGAUUGUGAAUUUGAUGAGCGUUGACACUUAUCGUGUGGACCAGGCAUCUGGCUUCUUCCACCUCAUAUGGACUUCCCCUCUCCAAGUCAUCGUUGUCCUGAUCGUGCUUUGCGUCAACCUGGGGUACAGUGCCCUGGCAGGAUACGCGCUCCUCGUGAUCAUGCUGCCUCUUUUGACUAUAGCCAUCAAAGCUCUCUUUGUGCGAAGGAAGAAGAUCAAUAAAAUCACCGACCAACGCGUGUCCUUGACGCAGGAAAUUUUGGGCUCGGUUCGCUUCGUCAAGUUCUUUGGCUGGGAGACGAGCUUCCUAAAUCGCCUGAAAGAAAUUCGAAAAAGAGAGGUCCGGGCUGUUCAGAUCCUUUUGUCUAUCCGGAAUGCGAUCAAUGCCAUCGCCAUGUCAAUGCCAGUAUUCGCUUCCAUGCUUGCCUUCAUUACCUACUCUCUAACUGACCACGGUCUUUCUCCUGCUCGGGUGUUCUCCUCCUUGGCUCUCUUCAAUUCCUUACGAAUGCCGCUCAACCUGUUGCCUCUGGCUUUGGGCCAGGUGACGGACGCACGGACCGCACUCCAUCGCAUCCAAGACUUCCUGUUGAGUGAGGAGCAAAAGGACGAGGUGAUAUGGGAUGAACACAUGGAAGACGCUGUUGAAAUCCAGCAUGCAUCCUUCACGUGGGAGCGCACUGCCACCCAAGACAAGGAUAGAACCGGGACUUUCCAGACCAAGGGCCAAAUAAUGGCUGCAAAGAAAGCCGCAAAGCAGAUGAAAAAAGCGCAGAAGAAGGCCGACAAGGCAGCCAAAAGAAACAAGCAAGGGCCCACCGAUUCGAAGGACGAUUUUUCUAGUGAGACAACACAAGCCGAACCUUUCAAGUUACAUGACAUAGACUUCACCGUGGGCAGAAACGAACUAUUGGCUGUUAUCGGAUCUGUCGGUUCGGGCAAGACUUCUCUGCUGGCCGCAUUGGCCGGUGAUAUGCGGAAAACGAGUGGCAAGGUGAAGAUGGCCUCCUCCCGUGCCUUCUGUCCACAGUACGCCUGGAUCCAGAACGCGACAUUAAAGGAGAACAUUUUGUUCGGAAAGCCCUACAAAUCUAAAUGGUACCGCGAUGUCAUUGAUGCUUGCGCUCUGAGACCCGAUCUUGAAAUCCUCCCGGCGGGCGAUCAAACCGAAAUAGGUGAACGAGGAAUCACUCUGUCGGGUGGUCAGAAACAAAGAUUGAAUAUCGCUCGUGCCAUUUACUUCGAUGCCGACAUUGUGCUCAUGGACGAUCCCCUAUCGGCGGUCGAUGCUCACGUUGGUCGGCACAUCAUGGACAAAGCAAUAUGUGGUCUCAUGAAAGAUAAGUGCAGGAUUCUUGCCACUCAUCAGCUCCAUGUGCUGUCCAGAUGUGAUCGCAUCAUCUGGAUGGAGGACGGCCGCAUACAAGCAAUCGAUACUUUCGACAACCUGAUGCAACAAAGUGUGGACUUUCAGAAGCUCAUGGCCACCACAGCACAAGAGGAUAUUACAUUGGCCAAAGUAGAGGACGAGGAAGAGGCCGAGGAAAAACCGCAAAAGAAGAUCAAGAAGCCGAAGCCGGCGGCACUGAUGCAGCAGGAGGAACGUGCAGUUAAGUCUGUCAGCUGGACGGUUUGGCGAGCUUACAUCAAAGCAUCUGGGUCGCCCUUCCUCUGGCCUCUGAUUUUCCUGUCUCUUAUUUUGUCCCAAGGCUCGAACAUUGUGACCAGUCUUUGGCUGAGCUGGUGGGUCAGUGAUAAGUUCGGAUUCUCAGAAGGAGCAUAUAUCGGAGCGUAUGCAUGUCUGGGGUUGUCCCAAGCCCUGUUGUUGUUCUCGUUUUCAACUAUCCUAUCGAUGAGCGGGACCAAUGCAAGCCGGGUCAUGCUGCAAAGAGCCAUGACGCGGGUUCUACGUGCUCCCAUGUCCUUCUUCGACACGACGCCUCUGGGCCGCAUCACCAAUCGCUUCUCGAAAGACGUCGAUUCCAUGGACACCAGCUUGACGGAUGCCAUGAGGAUGUAUUUCCUUACACUGGCUAUGAUCACUUCAGUAUUUGCACUGAUCAUUGCAUACUUCCAUUAUUUCGCAGUCGCCCUGGGUCCGCUGUUCGUUCUGUUCUUAUUUGCAGCCAGUUACUACCGAUCGUCGGCACGUGAGAUCAAAAGGCACGAGGCUGUCCUCCGAUCUACGGUUUUUGCCCGCUUUUCGGAAUCUAUCAGCGGCGUGGCAUCUAUUCGCGCUUAUGGGCUGCAAAAGUACUUCGUCUCGCGGGUGCGUGAUGCGAUCGACGACAUGGAUUCUGCAUAUUUCUUGACGUUCGCGAACCAGCGGUGGCUUUCGACCCGUCUUGAUGCUAUCGGCAAUACACUCGUCUUUGUAACAGGUAUCUUGGUUGUGACGGGUCGUUUCAAUGUCAAUCCUAGCAUCGCGGGGUUGGUCUUGUCAUAUAUUUUGGCCAUCGUGCAGAUGAUUCAGUUUACAGUGCGACAAUUGGCGGAGGUUGAAAACAACAUGAACGCCACCGAACGACUACAUUACUACGGCACCGAGUUGGAACAGGAAGCACCUCUGAAGCUCCAAGAGGUGCCAGACUCGUGGCCCGACAAAGGGGCGAUCUCGUUCAACAAAGUGGAACUGCGCUAUCGACCAGAAUUGCCACUUGUGCUGAAGGGACUGGACUUCCAAAUUGCUGGCGGCGAGAGAAUCGGGAUCGUGGGGCGCACGGGAGCUGGCAAGUCCUCCAUCAUGUCGGCGCUCUUUCGAUUGACCGAAUUGUCGGGAGGUCAGAUCAAGAUCGACGAUAUUGACAUCGCGUCUGUCGGUCUUUACGAUCUACGGUCGCGGUUGGCGAUUAUUCCUCAGGAUCCGACCUUGUUCCGAGGGACCAUCCGAUCGAACCUUGAUCCUUUCAAUGAACAUGACGAUCUUGAGUUAUGGGCAGCUCUUCGCAAAGCCUACCUUGUGGGCGAGGAGACGCCUUCUGACUCGACCGAGAAGGAUGCUCGACCUCAGACCACCGAAACUAGUGCCACGUCGACUUCCAAUGUGAACGCCUCGCCUGGCACGGGUCGCGUCCAGCUGGAUAGUCCGGUGGAGGAGGAAGGACUGAAUUUCUCAUUGGGCCAGAGGCAAUUGAUGGCGUUGGCUCGCGCUCUGGUUCGCAACUCGCGGAUCAUUGUCUGUGAUGAGGCGACGUCAUCGGUGGAUUUCGAGACGGAUGAGAAGAUUCAACGAACGAUGCGGACUGGAUUUGCCGGCAAGACGGUGCUUUGCAUUGCGCACCGACUGAAGACCAUUAUCAAUUACGAUCGGAUCUGUGUGAUGGACCAGGGACGCAUUGCCGAACUCGACACCCCUAUCAAUCUCUUUGAGGCGAAUGGCAUUUUCCGGAGCAUGUGCGACAAAAGUCAUAUUGUGCGAGAGGACUUUUUCCGGGAGACAUAG